Fonsecaea monophora is the source of this 768-nucleotide messenger RNA. RefSeq lists its product as hypothetical. The transcript has a single exon. NCBI's taxonomy places the organism in Eukaryota, Fungi, Ascomycota, Eurotiomycetes, Chaetothyriales, Herpotrichiellaceae. The coding region runs from base 1 to 768 and encodes 255 amino acids. The record is from RefSeq and is a predicted model, not a curated record.
AUGUUCAACGAGAACUUUUCCUUCGGAUCAUCCCCGCACCCAAGCUCGCUCACCUUCAACAUUGAAGAGUGUACGUCGGCAGAGAUCUCUCCUUUUACCUCGCGAUGUUCAUCACCGCAUUCCUCACAAGGGCCUGCCCCUCGCCGAGACUCUCGCUUUGACGCCUAUAGAUCAGCGCCUCGCCAUCCCUCUAUCACCUCGUUGACAGCCCAGCUGCAGUCCCACGCGCUGACCGACACCGAGAUGCAUUCCCCCUCACCACCCCCCAGUGACAUGGCUUCGCCCUCGGACUCUACGACGCUGGAUGAUGAAGGAUACUGUGAAGGACCAGAUACACCCGCUACGACGGUGUCGGAAUUGUCGUACGAAUCUACUGAAGUCGACCCGACACUGUGGGAUCUUUCAAUGUCAGACACGAUGGUGGCUACAUCCUCACCUCGGCCCUCGUUGUCUCUCGAAGCACAGGCAUUAUCAUCAUAUACGAUGCGUCGACGGCAGCGGCAGGCACUGGUGCGACUACAAUGCCUGGCGACCCGGGCACCGGACCUGGCCAUGCUCAUCGAAGAGUGCCACCCGUCUUCGUUGCCGCUGGAGACGGCGGUCCUCAAGGCGUACAGUUCCUCGAAAGGACGGAGUGAUUCGUUAUGCGGUGUUUCUGGACUGGGGUUGUGCGGAACGGGGACGAGCUCGGGACGGAUAGAGAAGGAAAGGAGUGGCUCUGUGGCUGCGGUGAGGAAGUCACCGAGGAUGAGGAAAAGGACCAGCUGA